CGCAAAGUCCAACACCACAGUCUCGAAUUCCAGCGCCAGCAACAACUCACGCACCUUCAGCCGACGUCUUGCUCCUUGCAAGUCUUCACACCGACUCUUAGACCUGCCCACCUUUGUCCAAGUCCGCCUGCUCUAGAUCCGGUCACGAUGGGCAAACUAACAUCCACGAUCGGCAUACCCAUCAAACUGCUCAAUGAAGCACAGGGGCAUGUUGUUACGUUAGAACUCACGUCCGGCCAAGUUUACCGUGGAAAACUCCUUGAAGCCGAAGACAAUAUGAACGUCCAACUCAAAGACAUCACCGCGACCGCACGCGAUGGCCGGGUAUCACAUUUGGACCAAGUCUACAUUCGAGGUAGCCACGUGCGGUUCUUCAUCGUCCCCGAUAUGUUGCGAAAUGCGCCCAUGUUCAGAUCACGAGGCACAAGAGGUCGUGGUGUUGGUCUGGCUAGAGGAAGGGCUACGGUCAACAGAGCAAGAGCUGGACGAAGAGGCUGAACGAGGCACCAGGGAAUUGCUACGUUACCAAGAAAAGGCGCAUAUGUUUGAAGUAUUGGUUGAUAUCUCAAAGGGUGCUCGGAAGGUGUUUCUUGCGCGAGGAAAAGUCCUAUAAAUCUCUGUCGCGCAUGGCAAGGGCGCCCUAUCUGUGGAAGGGCGGAAAUGGGAAGUUGAUGAUACCCAACGAGAGAACGUACGCCCUUGCGUUAACAAGGGCAAGACCUGAAUGAGAGGCAGGUCGAAGAGCCCUAUGUCUGGGUCUGAAUGUGAAUCUGGAUAGUCAUGACUUUUGCGGCCUCCUACGCCUGCUGACGAGGCUGUGUGGAAGCCUUGCCUGCCAAGGCCCAAUAUAAAUGAUGUUCCGAGCAUUUGCUUUACUACUAGGUAUUUCAUCAUAGACAAGGG
Exophiala xenobiotica is the source of this 903-nucleotide messenger RNA. Its product is annotated as small nuclear ribonucleoprotein Sm D3. The transcript is spliced from 3 exons. The record is from RefSeq and is a predicted model, not a curated record. NCBI's taxonomy places the organism in Eukaryota, Fungi, Ascomycota, Eurotiomycetes, Chaetothyriales, Herpotrichiellaceae. Gene Ontology annotation, molecular function: RNA binding. Gene Ontology annotation, biological process: spliceosomal snRNP assembly; RNA processing. Bases 148 to 498 code for a protein of 116 amino acids. Gene Ontology annotation, cellular component: precatalytic spliceosome; U4 snRNP; U12-type spliceosomal complex.